GUUCAUUUUACAGUCAUUUCACAGCGCAAAGCCGAGAAAAGAACGUUCGAAAACCAUGUGCCAGAUCGUGAGUGGCAAUCGGAGUGACGUCGAAGACUUGCCAACGUCACUCCCGGCACGCCGACUCAUGCGUAGGCCUCACUUUGUAGGAAGCAAUUCCAAGGAUAUUAUGCUCUGUCCGGUGAUGGGCAAACUCGCUCUGCCGCCCGACGAGUUCGAGAAGAAGAGGAAAACCGGCCCGUCCGUCCCGCCGCCCAUUCCGUUUUUAGCCAAAGAGGAGAAACAUUCUUGCUUGAUUUGUUCCCACUUUGUCGAAGAUGCAUCGCCUUCGCCUACCAACACCGAAGUCACCGUCGUAUCAGUUUUCAAGGUACUUCGCCGAUCAACUCAGCCGGCUCAUUUCCUCGUCAUGUCUACAGUCAUAGCCUUGGCUAUGAUUUUUUAUCCGGGUAAAACGAGCUUCGUGAAGCUUGAUAUUCAAACGCCCGUCGACUCUACUUUAUGGCCGCUUCUCUAUCUCUCGUCUUUCAGCAUAUUGUUCGGAGCCCAAAUGUGGAUGACGUUCGUUUCAGGCCUCGUUCUACUUUUCAUUUUGCCUCGUCACACCUUCGCCUGUGUGCAGAGUGCACUUUUUCCAAAGUACAUGAUUCUCAACGGUGUCACCGCCUUAGCCGUCCUCAUCAGCUUCGUACAAACGAAGAAAGUGUGGUCUGCACAAGAGAACUACCAGGUUAUGGGACUGACGGUGAACUGCUUAUGUCCACUUAUUGCUCGCAUAAUUGUGGUCCCAAGUUUACUUGAGCGCAUCAAAGCUAAAGUGAUUCUGGAAAGAGCUGCUGGACACGGACCGGAAGCCGGACCGAAGCUGACAUCAGCCACGGACGCACUGCUGCAGCAGUGCUCCACUUACCGUCGAACGUGUCAACGUUUCCGCCAACUUCACGCCAUCGUAGCCAUCGUUAACAUCGUCACGCUUGCCUGUAACGCCUUCCACUUAUACUAUCUCGCCUCGAAAAUCUCUUUUCAUCACUAACUCCGAAAAAAAAAACAACAACAACAAAUUGAGCUCUAGCUAACUUGAAAUCUACAUUUUUUCUCAGCAAUUGUUUUUUUUUUUUUUUUUUUUUACUCUCCUGCGCCCAUUAAUAACUUUGCAACAAAGUAAAAAGAUGCCAUAUAACAAACGACUGGAUAUUAUUUAUGCAAAUUUUUUAUCAUAUAGGUGUAUUGUAGCUUUUUUUUUUUGGGGUUUGUUUGUAUUUCGUACGUGACAUUAAACACAUGCGAUAGAAAGAGAAAACAAACUGAACAUUUUUUUAAAAACCUAAAUAACAAGGAAAAUAUUUUUCGUGGACGAUUAAUAAAAAGACUUAGCUUUCUGCUUCA
Molecule: messenger RNA, 1386 nt
Organism: Daphnia carinata
Lineage: Eukaryota; Metazoa; Arthropoda; Branchiopoda; Diplostraca; Daphniidae
Product: transmembrane protein 205-like
Exons: 4
Coding region: 56-1033 (325 amino acids)
Source: RefSeq, a predicted model, not a curated record